CCCCCCCCCCCCAAAAAAAAAAGAGAACCCAUAAGAACAGCUCCGUGUUCACAGAGAGAGAUUGGAGAAGCAAUCUCUGGAAUUCUCAUGGGGCUCCAUGUGGGUUCUUGAUCAAUUCCGAAACCCAGUCAGGAUUUGGCUGUUCCAAUUUUAGUUGGCUAGUUCUGGUUCUGUUGUUGUGGUCGUUAUAAGGCUCCAAUGUUUCAAGAAGAAGGGUCUUCUUCUGUUACUUCGUCACCUCUACAAUUAUUUUCCAUGAUGUCCCUUUCUCCAAGCAUAGGAUCACCAUACCCUUGGCUUAGAGAACUUAAAUCCGAAGAGCGGGGUUUGUACUUGAUCCAGUUAUUGCUUACUUGUGCAAAUCACGUUGCUGCGGGUAGCCUUGAGAAUGCAAAUAUUGCCCUUGAGCAAAUCUCCCUGCUUUCUUCUCCUGAUGGUGAUACCAUGCAGCGUAUAGCGGCAUACUUCACUGAGGCGCUCGCUGACAGAAUCCUAAAAGCUUGGCCCGGUCUUCACAAAGCCCUCAAUGCCACCAGAAUAACAUUGAUUUCGGAAGAAAUUCUUGUUCAAAAACUGUUUUUUGAGCUGCUUCCGUUCUUGAAGGUGAGCUUGGUGCUCACAAACCAGGCUAUUAUUGAAGCUAUGGAAGGGGAAAAAAUGGUUCACAUAAUCGACUUGAACGCUGCAGAACCUGUACAAUGGGUUGCUCUUAUUCAAGCUUUGAGUGCACGGCCUGAAGGUCCACCACAUUUGCGAAUUACCGGGGUUCAUCAACAGAAAGAGGUACUGGAUCAAAUGGCGUAUCGACUGAGUGAAGAAGCUGAAAAACUGGAUAUCCCAUUUCAGUUCAAUUCCGUUGUUAGUAGACUAGAUGAUCUUAAUUUUGAAAAACUUCGUGUCAAAACUGGAGAGGCUCUAGCAAUCAGCUCGGUUCUUCAAUUACAUUCCUUAUUGGCCUCCGAUGACGAACUCUUGAGAAAGAGAUCCCCACUGGAAACAAAGAAUCUCAAUGGAAUACACUUAUCUAGAGUCCUGCAAAUUAACCAAAACACACUGGGUGAGCCGCUUGAGAAAGAUUUAGCUAGGCAUAGCCAGAGUCCUGACUCAACCUCAUCAUCGCCCAUAUCUUUAAACGGUUCGGCAAAGAUGGAUAGCUUUCUCAAUGCCUUGUGGGGUUUGACACCAAAGCUCAUGGUAAUAACAGAACAAGAUUCUAACCACAACGGGUCAACUUUAAUGGAGAGACUAUUGGAAGCUCUUUAUUCUUAUGCAGCAUUGUUUGAUUGUUUGGAGUCUACCAUGCCAAGAACAUCAUUGGAGAGAUUGAAGGUGGAGAAGAUGCUGUUUGGGGAGGAAAUUAAGAACAUCAUAGCAUGUGAAGGAGCUGAGAGGAAAGAAAGGCAUGAAAAGCUUGAGAAGUGGAUUCAAAGGCUUGAUUUGGGUGGGUUUGGGAAUGUGCCUUUAAGCUAUUAUGGUAUGCUGCAGGCAAGACAGUUGUUGCAAGGUUUUGGUUGUGACGGGUACAAGAUCAAGGAAGAGAAUGGUUGUGUGGUAAUAUGCUGGCAAGACCGAACCUUGUUUUCAGUAUCAGCUUGGAGGUGUAAAAAAUGAGAUUUGAAAUACUGAUCUCCCUGGUUUUAGUACCUCUUCUUUCCUUUUUGGUGUGAAAGAAUUCUCUUCCCUGUAAAUGAAUGCAGUUAAGGGUUGUUCUAAUUGUCCCUUCACUUACCAGCCAAAAACAAGGCUGUCUUCUUUUAUUACCUACAUAUAGAGUUUGUCUAUUUCUUCUCAUUUCAUAACCAAUGGAACCUUAAACUAACGUUUUGCUUUGUAUUAUGUGCGCUUGUAUUUCAA
Molecule: messenger RNA, 1854 nt
Organism: Juglans microcarpa x Juglans regia
Lineage: Eukaryota; Viridiplantae; Streptophyta; Magnoliopsida; Fagales; Juglandaceae
Product: scarecrow-like protein 3
Exons: 2
Coding region: 199-1611 (470 amino acids)
Biological process (GO): response to gibberellin; regulation of DNA-templated transcription
Cellular component (GO): nucleus
Molecular function (GO): sequence-specific DNA binding; DNA-binding transcription factor activity
Source: RefSeq, a predicted model, not a curated record